Messenger RNA from Protopolystoma xenopodis, 429 nucleotides. Lineage: Eukaryota; Metazoa; Platyhelminthes; Monogenea; Polystomatidea; Polystomatidae. The record is from the annotation of a GenBank genome assembly.
AUGAGUUCAAAUAAUUUGAUCAGCUCGGUAGAAUUGGCCAACCGGCAUUCAGACCCAUUGCUUGAUGUAAAAGACUUAAGAGAAAACUCAAACCGUACUCAUCUUUUGCAACGCUUGACCGAAUUGGAUCACUGCAAAAAAUCAAUAGAAGAGCUUCUAGAGCAGCUUGAAGCUGUACCUGUUGCAUCGAAAAACUCACCACAUUUUUACCGAGCUAAUAGUGAGUUUGAAAAGGCCAUCAGAUCCGCUAAUACAGAUGAUGUAACUUCAGGCAUUAGAAAGGCCUCUUUGGGGGCUCAAAAUAAAAGGGGACUUCCCUUUGCCUCAGUAAAUUCAGGGCUCAAUGGACGACUUACGGCACAAAUAAGAGAGGAUAAUGAGAAUAAAAGACAUAUACCAGACACUCACGAUGGUCGAGCUCGCUGUAAG